AUGGGUGUUGGUAAACCUAGAGGUAUUAGAGCCGGUAGAAAAUUGGCUAGACACAGAAAGGACCAAAGAUGGGCUGAUAACGAUUUCAACAAGAGACUUUUGGGCUCCAGAUGGAGAAAUCCUUUUAUGGGUGCUUCUCACGCUAAGGGUUUAGUCACUGAAAAGAUCGGUAUUGAAUCUAAGCAACCUAACUCUGCCGUCAGAAAGUGUGUUAGAGUUUUGCUCAGAAAGAACUCCAAGAAGAUCGCUGCUUUCGUUCCUAUGGAUGGUUGCCUUAACUUCUUAGCUGAAAACGACGAAGUCUUGGUUGCUGGUCUUGGUAGACAAGGUCACGCCGUCGGUGAUAUUCCGGGUGUUAGAUUCAAAGUUGUUUGUGUCAAGGGUAUUUCUCUCUUGGCUCUUUUCAAGGGUAAGAAGGAAAAGCGUUGA
Messenger RNA from Tetrahymena thermophila SB210, 429 nucleotides. RefSeq names its product 40S ribosomal protein S23. The coding region runs from base 1 to 429 and encodes 142 amino acids. Lineage: Eukaryota; Ciliophora; Oligohymenophorea; Hymenostomatida; Tetrahymenidae. Gene Ontology annotation, biological process: translation. Gene Ontology annotation, molecular function: structural constituent of ribosome. The record is from RefSeq and is a predicted model, not a curated record. The transcript is spliced from 2 exons. Gene Ontology annotation, cellular component: cytosolic small ribosomal subunit; ribosome.